Molecule: messenger RNA, 1141 nt
Organism: Dinoponera quadriceps
Lineage: Eukaryota; Metazoa; Arthropoda; Insecta; Hymenoptera; Formicidae
Product: post-GPI attachment to proteins factor 2-like
Exons: 4
Coding region: 289-1068 (259 amino acids)
Biological process (GO): GPI anchor biosynthetic process
Cellular component (GO): Golgi membrane; endoplasmic reticulum membrane
Source: RefSeq, a predicted model, not a curated record
AACCUAACCUCACAUCACACCGACACGAUGCCAGUACGCGUAUCAGUGGACGAUUUUCGCGAGCCUGUGCUGAUCGCUACGCACGAUCUUUCUAUCGCAUCGAGACAUGAAUCACGAUGUAUCGCAAUCACAUCGAGGAAAACUCGCAAACAAGCGCGUGUAAGAAUAUCGCGCGCGUACCACAGUGACGGAGUUUUCGAAUUAGCGCGUUCGUUAACCUUAAACCUCGCGUGCCGCGUGCUACUAUGACGUAGAGACUGCGGUCGGCGAUAGCCGGGGGAGAAUAUCAUGGGCAAGCUUAGAUUAGGGUCAGAGUAUAUUCCAUUAACAGACGACGACAUGUCGAAGACUCGCGUCGUCAUAUCGUUCGCCAAAGUGGCAUGGUUCACCGUGACCUUGCCGUUCCUGGCGUUUGUCUUUUGUGUCGCCUGGUCGGUCCUCUAUAAUUUCGAGCACUCCACCUCUACGCAUUGCCAGGUAUACAAUUUUUUACCCUCUGUCUCGGCAGCCAUCGGUCAUUACAAACCUCAGAGAGAUAUAUGGAAAACUGCCAUAGCGUUACAAGCUAUUGUCAGAAUUUUAGUAUGUAUGAUGUACUAUCGUUUCUAUAAGGAGCAUGUUUACAACUGGGCGCGAUAUUUGAGUAAUAUUGCGCUUAUUAUGUACAUCGUUGAAAAUAUGUCUCUUGUGACACUGAGCUUUUGGACUUCCGAUGAGAAUUAUGCAUUCCAUAAGAUGUCUUUCAUAACAUUUUUGAUAACGUCCUUUAUACACAUGUUCCUAAUGUAUUAUAUUAUGAGGAAUUGUCGAAACGUUACAAAAGACUGGUUUGAUGCUGCUUCCUUGAAGUGGAAACGGAGAUCAAUGAUGUUAAACGUAUUAUGUAUAAUAAUAGCGUGCUAUUUCUUUUAUAGGCAUAAUAAAUACUGCGAACCUUUCGUGUAUUCAAUGUUUGCAUUGAGCGAAUACGGAGUUGUGCUUUCAAACAUGGGAUUUCAUCUGACUGCGGCAUUGGAUUUUGCCACAACGCGUCUGAUGGUAUCAGGAAAUGGAGUGCGAAUCAUUUAAUAGUAUUUUAUAUACAUCACAGGUUGAACGUUACGUAUAUAUAUAUAUAUAUUAGGGGGACCGGAAAGUAAUG